Messenger RNA from Clarias gariepinus (North African catfish), 2893 nucleotides. It is a transcript of the gene pkp3b, whose product is annotated as plakophilin 3b. Gene Ontology annotation, biological process: cell-cell adhesion; cell-cell junction assembly. The record is from RefSeq and is a predicted model, not a curated record. Lineage: Eukaryota; Metazoa; Chordata; Actinopteri; Siluriformes; Clariidae. Gene Ontology annotation, molecular function: cadherin binding. The coding region runs from base 162 to 2489 and encodes 775 amino acids. Gene Ontology annotation, cellular component: adherens junction; cytoplasm; nucleus. The transcript has 14 exons.
UUUUUCGCAUAACAUGACAGUGUUGUAGGGCGGAACUGUGUGAAGUAACUUGGGGUGGGGUUUAAUGAGCGCUUCGUAGGGUAAAACAAAUCAAUCCGGCAACCUGGAGAGAAGAAAACAGAGGCGACGCUUUGGAACUAGUCAGAUUGGACAGUUUCGGGAUGAGCACCAGUGAGGGUCUGUUCUUCUCGGCUUUGCAGCCUCACACAGCCGUGAGCACGUACGCCGUACCGAAUGACCGCGAGCUCACCGUGGACCGACAAGCGAAGGAGAAGCGCGUGCAGCAGCAGGUCCAGCAGCGCCUCGCGGAAAAAACGUCCUCAGAAUGUAGUGGAAUAUCUAUGAAGAGGUACAACAGCCAGGGGACUGGAAUUAACUCAAAGACACUUUUGUACAGUGGCAGCAGAAUACCAAACCCACGUGUGCACCAGGUUGCUGGAGACUUUUCCUCACGCUCAGCUGUGGAAAUGGGCACGCAUCGCAGAAUCAGCAUUGGCACCCCCGUGCCGGCUGUUGUGGGCCACGCAUACAAAUAUUAUGGUGACACUCAUAAUGGAGGGCACUACAUUGGCCAGGUAAAUCGAGUGGAGCAGGAAGCAAGUUUGCCAUUAAUGCAAGGGCAGCAUUCUCCCAGUGGCAACUGGGUGAAUCAGGAAGGUAUGACCUCCUCUGAGCAUCGCUCCUACUAUGGCCAUAGCCCAUUGUCCAGUGUGGCGCCUAUGAGACGCAGCCUUAGUGGUACACUAGUGCAUGAAGGUGUUGGCAGAGGAUGGAAUGAGGCAGAUCUUGCUUAUCAGUAUGCUUCAAAAGGACCAGCCCAUCGUACCCUGAUGCGAAUGAAUAACCGACAGACGCAGCACCAGAGGAUGGGCAACAGCACUAUUCAGUGGCAGCAGGCAUCUGCUGGGGGCAGCACAAUGAUGGCUGGAGGGCAGUAUCCUGGUUCAAUAAGGCGAGCGGGUUCAGUGCACAGCCUGAAGAGCGUGGGCCGAGGAGUGGACGUGUCUGAUGCAAUGGCGGAUGGCAGGGAUAUUUCUGGAGGAAUGCACAGCCUGGACAUAUCCACUGCAGUUAGUUAUCUCAGCUCAACAGAUGUUGCCUUGCAAAUGCUCGGUGCUGCCCACAUUCAGCAUCAGUGUUACCACAGCAAUGACGCCAAGGACCUGGUACGAAAUCUGAAGGGUAUACCUGCACUGGUGCAGCUAUAUAGCAGUGAGAACCAGGAAGUGCAACGGUACGCUACAGGAGCCACACGCAAUCUCAUCUAUGAGAAUAUGGAAAACAAGACAGCGUUGAUUGAGGCUGGUGGUAUCAGCAAAUUGGUCUCUGCAUUAAAAGAACCAGAUGAUGAACUUCGCAAGAAUGUUACAGGCAUUUUGUGGAACUUGUCAUCAAAGGACAGUUUGAAGGAGAAGUUGGCAAGGGAGUGCCUAGCCGAGCUGACCGAGCGUGUACUGAUCCCCCUGUCAGGAGGUGGAGAUUCUGCAGUUAUCCAGCAAAGCCAGUCUGAAACUGACAUAUUCUUCAACACUACAGGCUGCCUUAGAAACCUGAGCUCUGUGAACGGGAGGACCAGGCAGCAGAUGAGAGAGACUCGUGGCCUUGUAGACUCUCUCGUAGGAUACAUAAAGAACUCUCUGCAUGAGGGAAAGGCUGAGGACAAGGGUGUAGAGAACUGUAUGUGUGUCCUGAGAAACCUGUCCUACCAGCUGUAUUCUGAGAUCCCUAUAUCUGUGCGACAGCGUUUGGACGGUCCAACCCGAGCUCAGGGCACACAACGUAGCGACGCCAUCGGCUGCUUUACUCCACAGAGCAAGAAGACAAAGGACAGGAGGAACCACGAGCUGGCCACAUUGUCUGAGGUUGCUCGAGUACCGAAGGGGGCUGAGUGGCUUUGGCAUCCCCAGAUAGUCGGGUUGUAUAACCAAGUUCUGCAAAACUACGACUUGAGUCACACUAUCCGCGAGGCUGCAGCUGGGGCCUUACAGAACAUCACAGCAGGAGAAGGCCGGUGGGCGUCAGUGCUGAGUCGUGUAGCUCUGGAACAGGAGCGGAUGCUUCCUGUGAUUCUGGAUCAGUUGAGAACCCCAACUGACGCUGAACUGCGUUCUCUUACCGGCCUGUUGAGGAAUCUGUCACGGCACUCCAAGGACAAAGCAGAUAUGGCUACAAAAGUAGUGAAUAUCCUGGUUCCCAUUCUGCCAAGUGAUGGGCAUCAGAAAGAGCCAUCCAGCGAUGUAGUGAUCAACAUCUGUGGCACUCUUAAUAACCUGGUCAUGGCAAGUUCACUGGCUGCAAGAGAUGUGACUUAUUUUGAUGGAGUGCCUAAACUGGUUGGAAUCAAGGUGUCUCAUGACAACAGUCCAGGGAAGGUGAAGGCAUCUAAGGCCGCCUCCACGGUGCUGUGUAACAUGUUUCAUUACAGCAAGCUUCAUAAAGACUUCAAGCAGAAGGGGUUCACGAGACGAGACUUCGCUGACACCAUAUGAGUUAUUCAUGCUAAAUCCUGAGAGCCUGGACCCGCGUGAAGCUAAAAUUAACAUGACUAGCCAUGUCAUCCACCAAGCUCAGCAUCAAGGGAGACAUUCUGAGGGUGUGCCUCUAAGUUUUGGACUGAGGUUGAGUGCUUUUUGUUUUGGUGUGACUGCUGUGAAUUUCUUGGAAGACGACAUUUCUGGGAAGAUGAGUGGGUUGAAACUGGAAGGAUAUUUUUGGUUUAGCACUAUUUUCAUGUAGGGAAGAAUGAACAUUCUGGAGUGUUUCUGCUAAAAAAAAUUGUCAUGAUACAGUAUGUCUUGUAGUUUGUUUGAGUAUGUGUUUGCAUGAAUGUGUGAAUGCUUUUAUCUGUCAGUAGACAUGACUCAGUGUUGAAAUAUGCUACAUUUCUCUCCUC